UAAAAAUAAGAUAUUUUUUUUCUGCUGAUAACUUUUUUUUCAUUUUGCUUAAAAUAAGUAAUUCAAUGAAAAAAUAGGUUAUUAUUAUGAAGUAAUAUUGUACAGACGCUUUCAUUGUAAUUAUCAUGAAAUCAUGUGUUUGACAACGAAAAUGAAUAAAAUAAAAUACAAUGAAAUAUCCACAAUUUUACAGAGCACAAAAUAACAAUACUUAUUACAAAUAUAUCUGUUAAAAAAUCCAUUCUUUAUAUACUUUUAUCUCUUCCACUUAUACGCUUGGCCAUUUUUGACAAUAUUAGAUAUAUAAAUAUUCAUUUCUAUUUAUAUUUAUAAUUUAAUAUAUAAAGUAACAUUAACUUUAUAAAAUGAUUAAAAAAAACUGUAGAUAUAAAUACUAUAUUAAUACUAUAUUUAUAUUGAUACUACCUUUCCAUAUUGUGCACUUUUAUUUAAUACAUGUAACCAUGUUCUUGCGUUGAUAAAUCUUUUUAAAAGAACUAUUGACUAUUCUAUCAACAAAGAUAUAUUCAGAAUCGUUGAAUAUGAAUAUACGAUAGUUUUUUGUUCACAUCAAGGAAGAGUUGCUUUAAUGAUAUCAAGUAAUUUGCUUCAAAAAACAAUUUUAUUAUUCAACCAUUUUUUAUCAAACUUUACUCCUUAAGAAUGUGCUAACAAUUUAAAUUAUUCGAUAUUAAAUAAAAAUUGUUCAUUAUUUUUAAAAAUUUUGUUGUACUUAAACAAAAUUUUUUUAUAAGUCCUUUUUGAUCAAAUACUACUAAUUCGUAUUUGGAAUUUAUAAAUAUUGAAGACAUGGCGAAAAGGUGAUUUAAAUAUGUAAAUAGUUUUAAAAAAUUAGAAUAUUAAGAAUAAGGAGUAAAAAAAUAUAAAAUAAAAAUGUAAUAACAAAGAAUAAAUCAUGUUUUAACCAUUUGCUUACAUAAUUAUAUUUUUAAAGUUUUAAAAAUAUUUAAAAAAAGAAGAGUAAAAUAGAUUUCCUGAUAAAUUAUUAAAAAAAAAAUGUCAAUGUUGAAAUAUUCUUUACAAUGUUUUUUAAUAAUACUAAAAAUAUUAUAACGUUUUUAUAAAUAAUAAUACGAAUUCUGAAUUUUAUUAAUUAUAUUACGCAUUUGAUUGCGAAUUAUCGAUCAAACUUGAUCGAAAAAAUGACAGCAUAGAAACGAAUAAACGCAUAGGGAAUUCUCAUUUUUCUAUUAUUUAUGACAGAGUAGCGACACUUGGAAUGGAGAAAACUAAGACUGCAUUUUGUACAGAUAUGGAUAAAUCUGUGAUAGUGCAUAAUUUUGAAAAAAGAGGUUGGUCACAAGUUGGUCCACAAGAUGAUUGGAAUGUUUAUUGGGCAGCUACACAAUCAUGUAGAAAUAUUUUUAGCGUAGAAACCGGAUAUAGAAUGAAUGAUAAUCAGAUUAUAAAUCAUUUUCCAAAUCAUUACGAAUUGACCCGAAAAGAUCUUUUAGUAAAAAAUAUUAAACGUUAUCGCAAAGAUUUAGAACGGGAAGGGAAUCCUCUCGCAGAAAGAGGAAGUGGAUCGGGAAAGUAUCUUCAUUUGGAUUUCAUACCUGUUACUUUUGUUUUACCGGCAGAUUACAAUAUGUUCGUGGAAGAAUAUCGAAAGUCACCACAAAGUACGUGGAUUAUGAAACCAUGUGGGAAAUCCCAAGGGACAGGAAUAUUUUUAAUAAAUAAAUUGAGUAAAUUAAAAAAAUGGUCGCGGGAAGUACGAAAUCCAUUUAAUCCAAAUCUUACCAAGGAAUCUUACGUUAUAUCUAGGUACAUAGACAAUCCACUUUUAAUUGGAGGGAAAAAAUUUGAUCUUCGUUUAUACGUUCUUGUUACAUCUUUUCGUCCAUUGAAAGCUUAUUUAUUUAAACUUGGUUUUUGUCGUUUUUGUACUGUAAAAUAUGACACCAGUAUUCAAGAACUGGAUAACAUUUAUGUACACUUAACCAAUGUUUCUGUACAAAAACAUGGUGAUGAAUAUAAUAGUAUACACGGUGGAAAAUUAAGUUUACAAAAUUUACGUUUAUAUUUGGAGAGUACGCGAGGGAAAAUUGUAACGGAAAAAUUAUUUUCAAAUAUUUCUUGGUGCAUUGUACAUUCGUUAAAAGCUGUUGCACCUGUAAUGGCAAAUGAUCGUCAUUGUUUCGAAUGUUACGGUUACGAUAUUAUUAUUGAUAAUAAAUUAAAACCAUGGCUCAUUGAGGUCAAUGCUUCUCCAUCAUUAACAUCGACAACAGUAAAUGAUCGAAUAUUAAAAUAUAAAUUAGUAGAUAAUAUUAUAUCUGUAGUUUUAUCACCAAGUGGAAUACCUGAUGUAAGAUGGAAUAAACGACCACGUCCAGAAGCAUUAGAUAAUUUUGAACUCCUUUUGGACGAAGAACUAUCGACACAAGAGGAGAAAGUCAAUUCAAUAGAUAAAUAUCGAAAUUUAUCUGGUAAAUGGAAAUAAAUGAUAUAAUUAUAACAAUAUCGGAAAUAUAUUUAUGCCUUUACACAAUGAUUUUUUAAAAUAGCAUAAGGAAAUCAAUAAACUAAUAUGCGUAAUUUCAUUAAUUUAAAAUACAUUAAUAAAAAUUUUAUUUUUUGUACAAAUAUCUUACAAACGUACAGCGCUAUACUUUCAUACAAAUGUAAAAAAAAUAUAAACAAUGAUUUCAGUCUUCAAUACUAGACAUUAUUAAUAUAAUACGAUAGAUUCCUUCAAGGCAAUGUAAAAUGGCAGUGCGAGGUCAGAACCUUUAAGACUCUUAAUAUAUUUUAUACAGGAUUCGAUAAUUGUGCUAUACAUUAUAAUGAUAAUAUUUAAAUGAUUAUGGCACAAUUUUCUAAUUGAGCUACAUUUACAGGAACAAUGAAGUGGACGAUGUGUACAUCGGAUAAAAUUUUACGUAAUGUAAUCAUUAUUACACAUAUUUCACAUACAUCAGACCUCAAAAUAUUUAACGAAUAUUCAAAUAUAUUUAUGAUGUAUUAAGUUGAAAUUUUUCUAUUUACAUAUUACAGUAUAGAGAAAAAUUUUCUUGAAUAUUACAAUAUAACUACAAAAUGGUUUUUCAUGUGCAAUUGUUUUACUGUUACGAUAUAUUUGAUAUUUCGUUCAUGCAUUCUUAUCAUGUAUGUACAAACUACUAUAACAUGGUUCAAUUUAUAUUUAGAUAUUUUGCAAGUUUUAUUAGACUUUCAUUACUUAAAAUACUUUUGAUAUUAUUAGCUUAUUAACGUAGAUAUCAAGUAAUGCAUGCUGCCUGUUUAAAUUACUUCAAAACCUGAUAUGUUUAUUAUUUCAAAUUAUGUGUUUAAUAAUAUAUACUUAUGUACAUGUAUCAGAAAUUAAGACUUUCUAUAAAAGAACAGAGAUCUCUGAUCAUAAAAUGAAUAAUAAAAUAUAUAAUGCAGCCUUUGGUUGAAUUCUACCGUACAUAAAAAAUAUGUGAAUGUGCUUAAGAGUAAUAAAAUAUAAUGCUGUAUAUGUAUAUGUACAAGUGUAUAUACAUAUACUUAACUAUAUAGAAUAAAAAUAAUAAUGUCAUAAUUAACAAAAUAAUAAUAAAAUUAUAUACCAUAAUAUAGAAAAGAAAAAAUAUUAUCUACUUGGAUAAAAACAUUAUUGAAUUUUAACUGUGAGUAUUAUCUUCAGGUUUAGAAAAAAAUAUACAUUUUUACAAAAUAAUAUGAAUAUACUUAACACACUUUAUCAAAAUAUUUGUACAAGCAUUUGCACAUUUUCACAGUACGUAUACAUUACUGCAUUUAAACCUCCUAAAUUAUAUGUAGUAUAUAUGUAGAUAACCAUAGUAAAUAGGCACAAUGGGUUUAUAUGCUAAUAACUGAAAAACGUACUUAGACUUUUCAAAUAAACCAAAUACAUAAUAUGUGUGUUGCAUCACAUAUAUGUACCACAUUUUCUAGAGAAAUGUAACAUUUGAUAAAAUAUAAUUUAAUCAUAUUAUUAUUUAUAAAAGAAUACCUGAAAUUGGUAUUUAUAGAAUCUAUAUAGAAUAUAGUAUUCAAUAUUAUGUAAACCAGAGACGUGCAAAUUUUUUGUAAAAGGAGAAAUGAUUCUCCCGCUACUGUUAUUUAAUUAUCCCCAUUCAAGUAUGUUGACUUUUCUCCAGCGUUUUUAAAUAUUAUAAUUAUUAAUAAACUUCAUUUAUAGACAAACAUGAUAAUAGUAGUGUAGCAAUGUAACAAUAGUGAACAAAUGCUGGAGAGUAUUAAUAUGAUAGAAGGAAGAAUCUGCUAAGGAGAAAUAAAAGAAAGAGUAAAGAUAAGAAACAAUUGGUAAUGUAAAUUAACUUUGCACGUUUCUAGUAUAAACGACAAAUAUGUCUACAAUUUCUACUUUAGAAAAAAUAUUGUGUAUGCAACCAUUAUCUUUUUUUAUAAUCUUUAGUCAUUAAUUAAAAACUCAUCUUAAAAUAUGUAAAAGAAUUUGUAUAAGAGUAACAUGAUAAAAAAAUGAGGGAGCAUAAAAAUGGACGUUUGAAGUUAAUAAUCUAAUGAAAUUAUUAGCUGCCGAUUUUUUUUUUUUUUUUUU
Vespa crabro (European hornet) is the source of this 4555-nucleotide messenger RNA. It is a transcript of the gene TTLL1B, whose product is annotated as polyglutamylase complex subunit TTLL1. Gene Ontology annotation, biological process: microtubule cytoskeleton organization; protein polyglutamylation. The record is from RefSeq and is a predicted model, not a curated record. Gene Ontology annotation, molecular function: tubulin-glutamic acid ligase activity; ATP binding; metal ion binding. The coding region runs from base 1241 to 2467 and encodes 408 amino acids. The transcript has 9 exons. Lineage: Eukaryota; Metazoa; Arthropoda; Insecta; Hymenoptera; Vespidae. Gene Ontology annotation, cellular component: cilium.